This is a messenger RNA of Pieris napi, 5356 nucleotides long. RefSeq names its product facilitated trehalose transporter Tret1-like. Bases 4380 to 5228 code for a protein of 282 amino acids. The transcript is spliced from 12 exons. The record is from RefSeq and is a predicted model, not a curated record. Gene Ontology annotation, molecular function: amino acid binding; ornithine carbamoyltransferase activity; transmembrane transporter activity. Gene Ontology annotation, cellular component: mitochondrion; membrane. Lineage: Eukaryota; Metazoa; Arthropoda; Insecta; Lepidoptera; Pieridae. Gene Ontology annotation, biological process: transmembrane transport; L-citrulline biosynthetic process.
UUGUUGCACCUAUAAUGAAUAUAUUAGGCUAGUAAACAGCUUGCCAGGCACUGGACGUUGAAAUGUGUGUUUAAAUUUAUGUGUAAUAAAUGUCAUGAGUAUCUGUAUGUAUAUGUAUAUGUAACGUAUAUGUAUAUGUAUAUAGCGGUCAACCGCUGGCCCUCACUUAAUUAUUUUUAACAUUUUGGGAUUAAUCCAAAAACAAAAUAUAUUUAAAUUUCUUUAAUUAAUUAUUACUUUUACAAUGAUGACUUAACUACAUAUAACUAUUUAAUCGGCCCGAUAUUAGGUGCACGAAAACUUAACUAGUAGAGAAUUGACCGGUCCGAUAUGAGGUAUCCGAUCAAAAGCUUCUGCCCUGCGAUUCUUCGCACUUCACUUUUCGAACUCACACAGCGGUUUUCUUUUCUGAAAAUUCUGUGGGAGCUCGUAGUUUAUUCUUUAUUAGAAUGCCAAAUCAUAAAAUGACUGCUUCACGACUGAUUUGAGAGCGACUGCCGAUGCGAAAACCGCUGUGUGAGUUCGAAAAGUGAGUUACAGAAUCGCAGGGCUGGUCUCUGUUGUCCGUUUCCUUAUAUAACGUAGUUGCGUAAGAGGGGUACUGGUAUUGGGUAUGCGGGACAAAGGGAGUGCAAUGGAUAUGUAACAAAUUAAAUAUAACAUGUUUAUUUAUAUUCCAUAAUAAAAAUACUUGUUUAAUUUUUGUGAUAUUUGUAUUAUUACCACAUUUAAAAUUACAAUUUUACUAUUAAGGCGUUGUCUGAACGCAGCAUAAUAAUACAACAUUGGGUUAGAAAAUAUGGUAAUUAAGAAUGUAUUAAAUAGAUUUUUUUUAGAAUGUAUUAAAACAUAUUUUCUUGAUAAAAUCUGUGACUACGCGCAAGAACAAAGUGAAAAUAGCUACUGAAUUCGUGUCGAUAAAUUUUUAUGACGCCAUAAUUACGUUUUAAUUUUCACGAAUUCUAAUGUACUAAUAAAAAUUUGAUUUAUGUCUGUCUAUAAUUAGAAACUUACCCCCUAAAUUAGUGCAAUUUCACUUUUUAUAACUAUAUUAUCUUUAAUCUGUGAGUUUCAGCAUAUUAGGUACGUACUUGUAUUUAGAACCAAUUGACAAAUAUACAAAGUAUGAAAACCGUACGAAGUAAAUUUGGAUGUCGGUCAAUAUUUAUUAAAUUAAAAAUGUUACUUAUCCCAAAAAUAUUCUUUCUAUAUUAAAUAAAAGUACACAAACAAUUUGCUGAGAGACUUCCAUACUUGUACACUACAUCGUGGGAAACAGCUAGUGUUAAAUUAUAAUUAAUUUUAACGCAGUAAGUGUUGGCUUUUUAGUUAAAUAAAUGGCUAAUAUGUUAGCAUAAGAAUAGUUUAUUUUAAUAUUAAUUUAAUUAAAAGUAACGAGGAAAUGGGUGUCUCAGCGAAUAUUCGACAAUACAUAAUUGUUAUAUCAGUUAAUUUAACUUCUAUUGGCAUGGGAAUGACUCAAUCUUGGACAUCACCGAUGCUUGUAAAAUUGAUGCAUGAGGACACACAGCUCUCUGAACGAGUUAAUGAGGAUCAAGCUUCGUGGAUCGUGUCUAUUGGAUUCUUAAGCUCGAUAGCGUUCUUUCCAGUAUUCUAUUGGUUAGUAAAUCUCUAUGGCAGGAAGAAAGUCAUGUUAUACCUAAAUAUAUUUCGAGCCACCGUCAAUCUACUGUUCAUAUUUGCUACGGAAGUCUGGAUGUUGUAUCUUGUUAGAGGCGUUACGGCGACCUGUGAAAUUGGUAUAUUGACAAUUAUGCCAGCUUACAGCGCGGAGGUUGCUAGUAAGCAAAUCCGUGGAGCGUUGGGCACAAUAGCACAACUGCUAAAUGCAGUUGGCAUGCUUAUAAUGUUAUCCGUGGGUCCAUAUGCAUCGUACUUGAUGGUAAACAUAGUUUAUGUCACCACGGUUGCUGUAAUGGUCGUACCAAUGUUUUUCGUACCAGAUAGUCCAUAUUGUAUGGUUAAGAAAGGUCGCAUGAAUGAAGCCUUAAAAACCCUAACAUACCUGCGAGACUCCGAACUCUUAGCCCAAGAAGAAAUAAAAGAGAUGUCUUGCGUGUCUGGUACUAAAAUAACUAGUAACACUAUAAAGGAUAUAGUAUUCUUAAAAUCUAUGGGCAUUGCAGUUUUUCUUAGUAUCGGAAUACAAUUAGUUGGAUAUAGUUCCAUAACUCUAUAUUUACAGACUAUCCUAGAGGUAACUAAUACCAGUGUUUCUUCUGAACUGGUUUCUGUAAUCUUUGGAGUGAUGCAGGUAAUAGCGUGCCUCGUGACGGCCAUUUUAAGUGACAGAGCUGGGAGAAAGCCUAUAUUGGCGAUAACGCUCGGUGGAUUGGCGAUCGGAAUGCUCGGUCUAGGCUUGUUCUUCUACAUGAAAGAUUCUGGAGUCAAAAUCAAUGGUUUCAUGAACUACCUACCUCUUGUAUCAUUAGUUAUAGUGGUUCUUUGUUAUAACGCUGGUAUCGGUAGCUUAUGCGUAGUUUUGGUAGCCGAACUUUUCGAUAACUUAACGAGAUCCAUCGGAAUUUCUGUCUGCAUGACAGUUACAAUGAUUGUUGGAUUUUUUAACGUCAAAUAUUUUCCACUAUUAACAGAAAUCCUGGGGUCCGCCACCGUCUUCUGGUCGUUUGCGGUCAUUUGUCUGAUAUACAUGACAUUUGUAUUGUUUUGUGUGCCCGAAACGAAGCAAAAGUCAUUCUUGGAGAUUCAGGGGGUACUAGGAAGAAAAUAAUAAAAUAAAUGUAUUUCUUUUACUUCAGGACUCUAUAGUGCGUUAGAUGUUUUAGUAUUAUGUUAUUUAUCAACAUCUUAAAAGUAAUUUCAUCGAGUUAUGUCAAUGAAAAUACUAUGAUAAUAUUUUUAAAAAACUGCACAAAAUACGAUGCUGCAAGGUUUAUGACACGGGAGUCACUAAGCGCUAAGUCACAUCUUAUGAGUGCUCUCUCUGCCAAAGAAGAGUGCCUUGCCAAAAGUUAAUGGAAAGUAAGUUCCCAGUUAAUAAACCUUGUCUUAAUGACAUAAUCAAUUCGCAAUUAAAUCAUAAUUGGAGGACAGAAAUUAUUGAGUUCAGUUCAAUCAUUUAUUUCUAAUCUUUACAAAUGUUAUCAAUAUACAAAUGUUUAAAUUUGUUUAUACAUUUUUUUAUUUUUACUCGUUAUCCUAACUUAAGUACCAACGACUGUUCGGAACUCCUUCACGGGAAAAGACCUUCUGCCCUGCGAUUCUGUAACUCACUUUUCGAGUUACAGAAUCGCAAGGCUGAGCUGUUUCCAAAUUUCUCUAUCCAUGCUAACGCUUGAUCUACCUUUUUCUAGCGCGCCCAGAGUUCAGAUUUAUUAAUGCAGGGGGCAUAUCAUUACCUCUUAUUGCGAGCCUUUUGACAACCUACAACUGAGAUGCAUCGCUUAUUCAUACCAUGACACCGACUAAACGAGACUGUUUUUGUUCCCACGUGGCAGCGGUAAUCAGAUUUCGUUCAAUCAAUUUGUAUGAAAAUACGUACCAUGACCUCUCGACUGAACCAAAACUGGCAAGCAUCUCAACUGGAUUGUUUCAAGAAAGCUCAUGGUAGGCCCCCAGAAAUGGAGAAUCGACUCGAGAGUCGCAAUCGUAAGAAGUCUGUGGCGUUUAAAAAAUGUUAAUUGUGAUAUUGACAUUUAUGAAGUGACGUAAAGUGAUAAUCGGAAAUCAAUUCUUUGUAAUAAAUUUAAUUUAAUUUAUUCAAUAUUUAAUGAAAUAUUGAAUAUAGAAAAUGAAUUUUUUGACCAUAAAAUUCUGCAAACAUCUUACUAAACAUAAUAUGAGGAGUAUUCAAAGUUGUUGCACGUAAAUAUUACCUAUUUCUUACGUGUUAUUAAUGCAAAAAUAUUGUUUUUCUAGACUCGUAACAAAUUUCUACUUAAAAAAGAGAAGAAAUUGGAUAUUUAAAGCCAUGAAUCUCAUACCUAACACCUAAGGUUUUUGUAAUUUAUUAUUGCAUAGCUUCAAAAUUGAAACUCAUACCUAAGUAUCUAUUGGAUUUCUUUACAAAACGUACGUUUACGUUUGCACGUUUUGACGAAUGUUUUAGCGGUAGGGCUUUUUCCCUUAAAACAAUCACACAUUUACUUUAGAAAAAUAUUGAUGACCGAUCUCAGCGCUUCUUACAACUCCUAUCUUAUUUGCCAAGAACAAUAUUUAAAAGAAAAACCUCGGCCUUAAUGCCGGUUUUGCAUAACCACUUCGUCCUUUACGCACGUGUUACCUUUUGCUGAUGUUUGUUGUAAAUAUUAUAUUGUUUAUUAACUGAAUACUUACCUUUAUCAUUCAGUGGAUCAUCCCCUAAACAUCUCGUAUGCUUCAAGAACUGGACUGGUGAUAUGGUUAUGGAAAUAAUAAACAGCGCACUAAAAUUAAAAUGCAAUUUAAUCGACACACAUGGAAAGCGAUUGGAUUUGUUGGAAAAUUCAAAGAUAAUGAUACUACAAGAAGUCAAUGCACCAGUGUUAAACAUGGCUGUCUCGAAAGCAGCAACUUUACUUGGCGCUGAUGCUGUUAAUAUUGUUGAUCGACUGAUUUGGAACCAUGAUUAUAAUGGCCGAGUUUUUUCAUUUAUGGCGGAUGCAAUUUUCGUAGCGACAUCCACACAUACAUGCCUUCAAAGGUUUGCGCAGCAAUCUUUGGUGCCCGUGAUGUGUAUGACAUCUAGAACACAUUCUACUAUACAAGCAAUGGCUACUAUCAUGACGAUUAUUGAAGAAUUUGGGACAAUUAGAAAAUUAAACAUAGCAUAUUUUGGCUCUCCUCAUCCAGUUCUUAACUCAUAUUUGUUGCUUUGUCCAAUUCUUGGAGCGAAUAUCAAAUUUAAAUGUUGCUGUUCUAAGCAACCAGUAAGCCCUCUCCUAUACAAGGCAGGUGAGACACUAUGUGCACAGUCCCACACUAGCCUUGAAGCAUGCACAGACAAGAACAAAGCUCUUUGUAAGGCUGAUGUUGUCAUAGCGGGUCCAGAAAAUGUCAAAAAGUUGAGUGAAUUUAAGCUGUGUUACCAGGAUAUAGAAGAACUAGCUUGUCCAUCGUGGAUAUUUCUUCAUACUUGUCCAAGGGGCAAAGAGGUGGAUGAUAACCUUUUCUUUCAUGAUCGUGCAAGAACAUUUGUAGCUUUUGAAAAUUUUCAAUACAUUGCUGCAGCACUUAUGGCGUCAGCUAUAAAGGACCAUACCUUUUGAAAUAUACAGUUUAAUUAACUAGUACAAUUGGGGGAAACUUAUGUAUUUUCCGUAACUAAAGAUUUCUGAAUUUUACAAGGGUAGAAACUAGUCAUUAACUAACAAAACUUACUUUAUUUGUACACUAA